Messenger RNA from Penicillium chermesinum, 888 nucleotides. RefSeq lists its product as uncharacterized. Lineage: Eukaryota; Fungi; Ascomycota; Eurotiomycetes; Eurotiales; Aspergillaceae. The record is from RefSeq and is a predicted model, not a curated record. Bases 1 to 888 code for a protein of 295 amino acids. The transcript is spliced from 2 exons.
AUGGGGUUCCACACAGACCAACCCCCCCUCGACAUCGAAUAUGCCGCCCAAAUGCGCUGCCACCCCUACGGCAUCGCCCUCUACCACCCCCAGCCCCGGGCCACCUUCCACCCCGGCAUGGUCGGCUACUUCGACGCGUAUGGCAACUGGAACCACAUCACCGAUCUCUCCCAAGUCCGCAGCUCUGCCGACACCGCGCUCGCACCACCAGCAGACCUCCCCGCGCUCGCCCAGCCGGAGCAGCAGACCUGGGGCCCGAAACUGGGGAGCAGCACGCGCGGCCGCCGCGUGGAGCUCAGCGCGGGGAUCUCAGAGACGGUUCUCGCGGCAGCCGGUGCCCCGCUGAGCCUGGGCUCGUGUUUCCGGUUUGAAAGCGAGCGGGCGAGCGGUGCGGUGCUUGUUACGAGUGAUCCGGUGGUGCAUGAGCGGUUUUAUCAUGAGAGUCCGUUCAAGCGCUGGGUGGUGUCGAAUGCCCGGCGGUUAUUGGGGGAGAGGGAGGAGCUGAAGGAGUACGAGCUGUGGGUUGUGACGAGUACGUGGAGUGCGCGGGAAGCAGCUGUGAAUUGCUGGCGGGACCAGAAGAAGGCGGUUGAGGUAGGGUUCAAGGUUGGGUUUGUGGAGAUUGGGGAGGUUGCGCCGAAGGGGGACUGGGUGGAUCGUGGGGGCGGCGGAGGGGGCUUGAGUCAACAGACUAAACGAAAUAAAUUCCGCGGUGACGAGCCAGAGCAAGAGGUCAAGGUUGGGUCGAUCCAGGCGGAUGAUGGCAUGCAAUACGAGUUACUCUAUGACGAGAUUCUUGAGAGGAGGGAUUUACGCCCUGCGGAGGAAGAAGCGGAACAGGAAGGGGAUAUUGAAGAAACCCUGGACCAAUCUGAUGAUGACUGGUAG